Molecule: messenger RNA, 922 nt
Organism: Hibiscus syriacus
Lineage: Eukaryota; Viridiplantae; Streptophyta; Magnoliopsida; Malvales; Malvaceae
Product: probable aquaporin PIP2-5
Exons: 5
Coding region: 48-896 (282 amino acids)
Biological process (GO): transmembrane transport
Cellular component (GO): plasma membrane
Molecular function (GO): water channel activity
Source: RefSeq, a predicted model, not a curated record
AAAACAAAACCAUAGCUUAUUUUCAUCAGCUUCUUGCUACCUAAUCCAUGGCCAAAGAAGGAGAGCACAGCACGUUCCAUGCCAAGGACUAUGUCGACCCUCCACCGGCCCCGUUGUUCGAUGCAUCGGAGCUCAAGAAAUGGUCAUUCUACAGGGCACUGAUAGCCGAGUUCAUCGCAACUAUGCUCUUCCUUUACAUCACCGUCUUGACCGUGAUCGGUUACAAGAGCCAAGCCGAUACCACCACCGACUCGUGUGCAGGUGUCGGUAUUCUCGGUAUCGCUUGGGCCUUCGGUGGCAUGAUCUUCGUCCUCGUUUACUGCACUGCUGGGAUUUCCGGUGGUCACAUCAAUCCGGCGGUGACAUUUGGUCUGUUGCUGGCUCGUAAGGUCUCGUUGGUCCGAGCCAUUUCGUACAUGGUGGCUCAGUCUUUGGGAGCCAUUUGCGGAGUUGGUUUGGUUAAGGCUUUCCAAUCAUUGUACUACAACAGAUAUGGAGGUGGAGCCAACACUAUUGCUGAUGGAUACAGCACCGGAACUGGUUUGGGUGCCGAAAUUAUUGGAACAUUUGUUUUGGUUUACACCGUCUUCUCUGCUACUGAUCCCAAGAGGAAUGCUCGAGACUCCCAUGUCCCUGUAUUGGCUCCACUUCCCAUUGGAUUUGCUGUAUUCAUGGUUCACUUGGCUACCAUCCCAAUCACUGGCACUGGCAUCAACCCUGCUAGGAGCAUUGGAGCUGCUGUUAUCUUCAACAACAACAAGGCUUGGGAUGAUCAUUGGAUCUUCUGGGUUGGACCCAUGGUUGGAGCAGGCAUUGCAGCAUUCUACCACCAAUUCAUCUUGAGAGCAGGGGCUGUCAAGGCACUUGGCUCAUUCAGGAGCCAAACCCAUGUUUGAUUCAUCGCACCAAAACCAUAUAAUUC